Molecule: messenger RNA, 1598 nt
Organism: Pseudo-nitzschia multistriata
Lineage: Eukaryota; Bacillariophyta; Bacillariophyceae; Bacillariales; Bacillariaceae
Source: the annotation of a GenBank genome assembly
GUUGGUGGUGCCGUUGGUGGUGCCGUUGGUGGUGGAGGAGGUGGAGGUGGUGGUGCCGUUGGUUGUGGCGUCGGGUUGAGGGUGCUGAUCUCAAUUGCUGCAUCGUUUCCGGACAGAGAGAGAUAAGUUAUGAAAACGUCUGUGUUUGAAUUCCUGAAAUUUGUUAUUGUGUGGGUUUCGCCGAUGCCAAGUGACGCAACUUGCCAGCUUCUCCCAUAAGAAUUAGGAUCACCCGAUUCCUUCUGAAGAACAGUCACUUCGUUGAUAGAUGUAGUUGUACCUGAGUUGAUACCAACAGCUUGGUUGUAUCCGAUAUAAUAAUCUGUUCCGCUGGUUUCUCCGUAUUCGAUGAGACGCAUUGUUACAAUCUUGUUCGGGGAGCUUCCAUCAGUACUGUAGUAGUUGAUGCCGUUCAAGAUAUAUGUUUCGCGGUUGUUUGAUAGAGCAAGAGGAUUGAUUGCUAUUCUCUGAUUAUUGUACCAUCCCAAUUGAUAGUUUUUUGCAGCAUUGAAACAUUGGCGAGGGUAAUCAUCAUAGAAAUAGGAAUAUCCCAUCAUGCCAGAAGUAUCGCCAUAUUCGUCUCCUCCUCUUCCACUGUGACCCAAACCCAUGUUAUGACCAACUUCGUGAACUAAGGCGGACAUACUUGAACAAAAAUUAUCGUUGUAAUAUGAUUGGUAACCAUAUACCGCAGCAAAUGCGAGCCAACUUCCGGUUCCGGGAGGCAGACAGUAGAGAACGAGAUCAUAUUGGGAAGCUCUAAAUUGUCUUUGUGCCGCUCUUUCCGUGGCAUAUAGUACUGCAUUUAAACCUGAAGUAACAGGAAUGUCAAGAGUAACAUCCACGACCCCACCAGUACCGACGCCAGCGGGUUGGAUGGUGACCUGGUUGAAAGAGCAUUCUUCGUAUCGUGUCUUCAAACACUGAUUAUCCAAAAAUAUGUCAUUCUGCAAUUGCGUAACACUGGAUUGUGCUGCACCGUUACUAUCUAUGACACGAACUACCAAAACAUUUUGCGUGCCUAAACUUGAUGCAAGUCGACGGCGAUGUCUCAAGUCCUUUUCGGCAAUCUUUUCAACUAUCACCGUUGCUUCACUCGGCACAACCAUUGUCACUUCCGAAGUAGUGAGGGACUGCUCGAUGAUUGCCCCUUGUACCUUCAUGAUAUAAUGUCCCGAGAUAGCCCCAGACAUGUUGAUGAACUCUUGCGAAACGCCUUCAAAGUUACAUACCAACGAUCCAAUCUCCAACGACUCCGCUAUACUGUCAGGAAUUUCGCAACACCAAGUUUCCUCGUCGUGGUUUUCGUAUUCAGUCAUCUUCAGGUACAAAACAAAAGAAUCGUAGGCUUCAAUGAGCUGGCGGCGGUGAUUGUGUUCGUUUGCAACGACCUCUCGUUGACGACGAGCGAAAGCAAGCUGGAUCCAGUUUGCGGCGACGUAUGUAGCUGCGAGAAUCGCGAUCCUGUUCAAAUAAGCCAUGAUCGAUCAAUGAUGGAGAUCCAAUAAUACUCAGCCAUGUAUGUUUCCUUCAGUACGUAUGAUCCGCCGAAUGGUCGUUGUUUGUCGGGGAUGCCGAAUUAAAUUAUAGGGUUAUUU